GCGGUUUAUCACAUGCUCUAUCUUUUUUCCAAUGUAGUACAGAACUGGCUAAACUAUAUGCCUAGAGUAGUAUGUAUAUAAGGAUGACCAGUAUACAUAAAGCUGCAUGCCUAGGCUAUCGACAGAGAAGAAAUAGGAGAAAAAAAGAAAGAUGACAUGCCAUUGCCCCCUCGAGUCGAUCAAUCUGCUCUCCGACCUCGGCCGACUGACAGUCCUUGAUCUGGCGGCCGUCCUCAACCUGCUGAACCGCGUCCACCUUCACGGCGCGAGUGUCUUCAGCUGUGCGGAGUGUACAGAGAAAAAGGCGAAAUCAAUGACAGCUGCGUCGACCCAGUCGGCUGUGCAUACGCUUUGUGCCAUUGUGGAGGCAUGUCUCCCAUUACUCGAGGGGGUGUGCACUACGUACAACAUUAACGUCAGUGUCAACGUCAACGUCCACAACAUCAACCUGACGAACAGAAUGGAGAUGAGUAUGAAUCGAAUCGAUAUGAAUGGCACCUUUGACGAUAUGAUCUUUGUGGAUUCACUCCCUACCCUUGUGCUGCAGAGUAAAGCACGGCUAGGCCAGCUGGAGAUCGAGGGCGGGGAGAUGCUCCUCCUCGUUCGCAUCGUGGUGGGCAGGAACUUACUCCUGCUGGCUGAGAUGCUGGAGAGAGUGAGAAAGAUUGAUACGCGAGGAGGGGAGGUGGAAGGACUGAUUCGACGGUGUGUGCUUAUGAUGGAGGGGGUGGGAUAUUCUUGAUUCUCUUUGUAUUGGCUGGCUAGCAGAAUACAGAGACAGAGAGACAUGAAAGAAACAAUAGACGAAAGACGAGAAUACCAGAUUCGACGUCGACAUCAGUGUAAAGCAAGAGAAGCAAGUAAAACAUAACUGAACAAUGAAGAAUAGUGAAGCAAUUUAAUUGAAUCACAAUCACGGUUGAUCUGCAGUAAUCACCAGAGAGAACCACGCUCGUAAGGCCGUUCGAAUUGGCCCACCCACUGAC
Messenger RNA from Penicilliopsis zonata CBS 506.65, 986 nucleotides. RefSeq lists its product as hypothetical. The transcript has a single exon. Bases 152 to 742 code for a protein of 196 amino acids. The record is from RefSeq and is a predicted model, not a curated record. Lineage: Eukaryota; Fungi; Ascomycota; Eurotiomycetes; Eurotiales; Aspergillaceae.